AGAUUCAGUCUCGAAAGCGAUACUGGCGAGUGUGAACGUGUUUACUUGGGCUUCGAUUGCAAGUACACAAACCAACUUUACGAUGGCAAUUACGCGGCUUUCCUGGUCGAAGCUGCUGUUUUUGUUUGCCUGGCUGUGUCUGGCAUUGGAUCCAAGUCGUGGAGCUCGAGUGGCCAGCGAUCAGUUUGUGUUUCCCUCGGAGUCCAGGCCAAAUGCCACAGCCAUCCGCCUGGAGUCCAGACUUAGGGAAAUCGAGCGGGAGAUGGCGGAGGUGACCAGAGCCACCAAUGUAAGCCUGCCAAUCCUCAAAGAAAUCAAAAAGGGCAGCCCGAGAACUACGGCUGCGGACAACAAGUCGCAGACUCCAGCAAAUACUCCAAAUGAGUCGAAAAACUUGACCGAAACCCGGAACAACUCGUCAGGGCAAGAGAUCAAAAUGAACGGAAUACCCAGCAUAUCCAAAAAUCUUACACAUCCCUCCACCGAGUCCAAGAUGAUCACCUUCGGCAAGGAAUCUGAGUCGGAUAAGCCUGCUCCUUGGGAUCAAACCAAAGCCAGCGCCGCUAGCAAUUCCAGCAGUGUGGUCAUUGGGCCCAGGAUUGUCCUGGAAACAACGCGAAUUUGUCCAGAGGGCACCACCCUGACUGUCAAUGAUCAUUGCCGGAAGAUUGCCUAGCCUGCAACUGAGCAUUAUUUGACAGUAGUUAAAUAAAUACGAGUAUAUUCAAAAGUAUUAAGUGUAAGCGAUCGUCUUGCAAAUCAUGUUUGUGUAUCAGAGAGCCACGUUUGAAAUAGCUGGGAGCCAAAAUAUUUGAUUAAAGAAAAGUUUUACAAAAUAUACCG
Messenger RNA from Drosophila erecta, 843 nucleotides. RefSeq lists its product as uncharacterized. The transcript has a single exon. The record is from RefSeq and is a predicted model, not a curated record. NCBI's taxonomy places the organism in Eukaryota, Metazoa, Arthropoda, Insecta, Diptera, Drosophilidae. The coding region runs from base 83 to 676 and encodes 197 amino acids.